Molecule: messenger RNA, 1246 nt
Organism: Paramecium sonneborni
Lineage: Eukaryota; Ciliophora; Oligohymenophorea; Peniculida; Parameciidae
Source: the annotation of a GenBank genome assembly
AUGCUUAAAUAAAUCAAAGAAAAACCACUUUCAUAACUAAUAGUAGAGUUGUAAUAGAAAUAUUAAGAAGAGAAUGACUAAUCAAAUUUAUUCUAGAAACUUUAUCAAUAGUAAGUAGAAUAAGAAAGUUCUACAGAAUCAUCUAAUAUUGUUCCUGGUCUUCUUUCUGGAUCUUCAGGUUCAUCAUCUUCUCAUUCAGGUGAAGGUAUAACUUUAUAUAUAUCAUAGGAGUUGAAAAAAAAAUAAAAAAAGGUAAAAAAAGUCAAAAUGUUAAUAAAACAAAUUAGGAUGAAAAAAAAGCAGCAAGAGGAACAAAUGACAAAAAAACUUUAUAAAUGAUUAGAAAUAGAAUAUCAGCAUAAAAUUCAAGAGAUAGAAAGAAAGCUUAUCUUUAAAAAUUAGAAGGAGAUUUCAAUAAAUAAUCUAAUUACAUCUAAGAAUUAACAGAUUAAGUUAGCUAUUUACAAUAACAAUUAGAAGAUGCAUAAAAACUUAAUUAAAUAUUAUAAUCCCAGCAAUCUAAUUUAAUGUGUAUAAAUUGUGGAAAUAAAUAAUUUAUUUUUGAAGAGGAAGCUCCUAUUUCUGUUUCUAAAAAUAAAGGUUUAAGUAAAUUAGGAUUUUCAUUUAUUGUUAUUAUAACUAUUCUCGCUUGUUUUAGUAUUAACUUUGAUGCCUCUUCUCAAAAUUUUAGUGCAUCUCCACUUAUAUAAUAAGAUAAACCAUUAAUAAGAUAAUUGAAUAGCACAGAUCAACAAUAUGGAAUUUUAGAAUAACUUUAAAAUGGUAGAAUUAAAGGUAUGACAGAUCUUAUGGAAUAUAAUUCAGAAUAUAAUUAUAAAUUUUAUGAUACUACAUAUCGGGCUAUCUUAAAUACAAAAGAAAGUUUUGUCAAUGAAAUGAUUAAUUAUAAUAAAGAAAAGGCAAAAUAAGUUAAUGAUUAGGCAUUAGCCCCACUAAACUAUCAUAAACCAUAAGUAGAUUCAUUUUAUUGCCCAACCGUUUAUAAAUAUGAUAACCAAACUUAGGGGUAAUAUUAUCCAAUAAGUUUAGUAAAAUAUAGGUCAAAUAUUAAGAUGAAAAAUGGAUUCAUUUAGUUAUUCCUAAAAAUAAUGUCAAUAUAUUUUAUCAAAACCAUGAUAAAUCAAUUAUAUUAAAAGAAACUUAUGCUGAUUCAGAUGGUGAUAUCAGAGAAAAAUAUUAAGAAAUUUGGUGUUAAGUAAAAAGUAUCAAUGACUUCUAUAUAUGA